Saccostrea cuccullata (small rock oyster) is the source of this 689-nucleotide messenger RNA. RefSeq lists its product as uncharacterized. The transcript is spliced from 3 exons. Lineage: Eukaryota; Metazoa; Mollusca; Bivalvia; Ostreida; Ostreidae. The annotation marks the transcript as partial. The record is from RefSeq and is a predicted model, not a curated record.
CCAAUUUCAUAUUGAUCUGGGGCGUCGUAUUCAAAAACGAAAGUAACCCAAAGUGGUUUUGGUCAGAUUCUGGACGUUUAUGGUGGCAGUAUUUUUCGACAUUAAGAGUUAUGGAUGGUCUGCUGAAGAAUAAGGAUAGGAGACAGUUGUCAGAAUGGAUCGGCAGGGCUUGUAAUCUCGUUCUUCUGUACAAGGUCAGCAGAGAUGGGGGUUCGGCCGAGAAGUUCCAUAAGUUGUGUGACAAUAAGGGACCUACAGUGAGUGUAUUCUAUAACAAGGAUAACAAUGUCUAUGGCGGAUAUUUAUCAGAAACUUGGGGUGCUUCGAAUGGCUGGUGUACCGACCAAAAUGCGUUUCUUUUUAAAUUAUACAGUGUUGGAGACUGGAAGCCCCAAAAAUUUCUCUCCACAGGUAAAAGCGCAAAUCAUUUUAAGAGCACUAAUCAUGGACCAUGGUUUUACAAUUUGGGUUCUUUUUCUACAACCGUUAGCAAAUAUAAUGGAUACUACACGAUGUCCACUACUGACUAUUUUAGUGGUUCACACUUUCACAUGGACGGAGAAACAGCUCAGUCAAUUGCAAACGGACAUAAUAAUCUCACUGACAUGGAAGUCUACAUCGUAAAAGAUGGUCCUUUAGCUGUUGAAUCUGCCACUCUGUGGAGAGAACAACCACAGUGGAAUUUGCAG